UGCAGCAGCGCGCACUGUGUGCUGCCGCUAACCUCUGUUCCCAACGGACUGGGCGCAGAGACAGCCUAAACCCAAAUGGAUACAAUUUAUGUGCUCCCACCUCGAGGACUGUCCUGCCGUUAAAUCUGAAUGACUUCCUUCCAUGGAUGGACUGGGUUCAUGUCUCUUUGUCCGUGGUAAUUAUAUGAAAAUGGAUCUUCAGACGGUGCAAUAGGCAUUAAAAUAGAAAUGGUCCUGUAGCAAUUGCAAGCAAACUCAGAGACGCUCAUUGAAGUCAUUUGCUGUGUCCUGUUUACUUAUUAUAGAAGUUAAUGACCCUUGGUGACAUCGUAAAAAAAGUUGUCUUCGACUUAUCACGUGGCGCUUCUGUAGCUGCACAUUUUACGAAAUCAGCAGCUGUUUGCACAAUGGAGGAUAAUCUCGGGCUGGAUUUUAAGGAUAUCGAGACAAAGUUGGGUCGCAAAAUUCCUGAAAGUCUCAUCCGAUCAAUCACGGAGGGACUGCAGCACGAAACAAAAGAUGAAAAGCCGGUGACGCCAGCUGUCCCCCUUAACCAAGAGUCCGCCAACGCCUCGGUGCGUUUGCAGCGGAAGAUGACGUUUCUGAAGCAAGAAAUGGCUCACCUCCGCGCCAUCGACAUCAAGCUGAUGCACCAGCUGCUGUCCAUUAACGACGGGAUCGAGUCCAUCAAGUGGGUGAUGGAGGAGAAGGGGGGCCUCUCCAGCCGGGACAGCAGCCUGGCAGGCAGCCUCUACAGCCUAUCUGAGAGCCAGGGCACCUCCCUGCGGGGCAGCCAGGAGAGCCUGCGGGACGGCAGCGAGGGGCUGGAUGCCGUCUCCAUCGGCAGCUACCUGGACACCCUGGCCGAGGACCUCCCGGGCCACACCUCCCCCUCGGACCCCGACAGCUUCUCGGAAACGCCGGCGAUCCGGGAGACCCUGGAAAAGCCCCCUCUCUGCAAAGACAAGAGGGCGGACUCGGACGAAUACUACUGCUUCGGAUAGCAUGUACCGGACCUCACGACCACAGUCGUACUGUCUGAUUCGUGUGCGACGGCACGGCGCUCCAUCCUGCUGCUGAAUUUCUUUUGGGAAGCGAGGUCACAGUCUUGGUUUAUGAACACAAUAACAAAGGGCCUUGCUACACACGCCCAGCUUCAAACUGAGAGUGGCAUUUCCGUUUACUGUAACUGUAGUUCCUGCGGUAAAGAUACAGCACUGUGAUACACUACCACCACCAGCUAUUUACAAUAGAUCCAGGAUGACAGAUACCAGACAAAGCCAUGUGUCGAGUGUGUUUUUCUUAGGGGUGUUACAAAAAUAUGACAUAAUUAUUAUGAUGGCCUUUGCUAUAAUUUGAGGAAUGUCCUAAACAUUCAAAAUUUGUUCCCCACCCCCAUGUUUUCUUUUCCUAUUCAUCACUGUAUCCACUGGGCAAGACAUUGGCACAGACAGAUAUUUAAGAUUCUCACAGAUCCAAGUAAUCUACUAAUAAGGGGUUAUGUGAUUGUUUUGGCAUUAAUAAUCUCCUGCUAUUAGAUGGAUUUUUGAGACCGCCUCUCUGGUAUCUUGGCUCAAGGUGCUAUGUGUCACAAAGUGCAUCCAGAGCUAUAAAGCAUUAAUAACUGUAGUGCAAUUUACAAUGCAGCAUAUGCCAAAUACUACACGAGACCACAUCUUAGUGUUAAAUUCGAAUUAAAUGUACUCUACCAUCAGGACUAAUGUCCAGAGUUGCCUUGAA
Messenger RNA from Megalops cyprinoides (Indo-Pacific tarpon), 1740 nucleotides. RefSeq names its product leucine rich adaptor protein 1-like. The transcript has 2 exons. NCBI's taxonomy places the organism in Eukaryota, Metazoa, Chordata, Actinopteri, Elopiformes, Megalopidae. Gene Ontology annotation, biological process: positive regulation of canonical NF-kappaB signal transduction. The record is from RefSeq and is a predicted model, not a curated record. The coding region runs from base 312 to 1004 and encodes 230 amino acids.